AUGCGAGAGAAUGCCACCUGGAUGCACCCUCAGUCGCGACUCUGGCACCUGGCACCAGUCGCCGCCGCCGACGAGAACGUCCCCCUGAGAACCGAUGGCGCCAACUGCGAGAUACAGUCCAGUCGACAGCUCUCGCUGUCCUCAGUCGCCCACGUCGCUAACAUCAGGACUGGUUCGAUGAGAACGACGCCACCAUCCGCAACCUGCUCAGCGAGAAGAACCGCCUGCACAAGGCCUACGUCAAUCGCCCUACCGACGACAACAAAGUAGCCUUCUACCCUAGUCGCAGCCUUGUGCAACAGCGACUGCGCAAAAUGCAGGACGCUUGGAUGGCUCGCAAGGCCGAGGAGAUCCAAGGGUACGCGGACCGAAACGAAUGAAAAAACUUCUCCGCGAUCAAGGCAGUCCGCGGUCCGCCAGUCAAAGGGACUGCUGCUCUUCUCAGCGCCGACGCCAUAUCCUACUUACCGAGAAGACACAAAUUCUACAGCGACGAGUCGAGCACAUCCGAGGCGUCCUCAAUCGUCCCUCCACCAUCCCCGACGCAGACAUCGCCCGUCUGCCUCAAGUGGAGACUAACGUCAACCUCGACCUCCAGCCUUCUCUCCAUGAAACCAUCAGGGCCGCGCAUCAGCUCUCCAGCGGGAAAGCACCCGGAUCUCACGCGAUCCCUGCUAAGGCCUACAAGCACGGCGGCCCCCAAAUCAUGGAUCACCUGACUGCGCUCUUCCAGGAGAUGUGGCGUCAAGGAGAAGUCUCUCAGGAUUUCAAAGAGGCCACAGUCGUGCAUCUAUACAAGCGGAGAGGAAACCGCCAAAUAUGCGACAACCACCAAGGCAUUUCGUUGCCGAACAUCACAGGGAAGAUCUUCGCUCGCAUCCCCCUCAACCGCCUGAACACUCAUCUGAAAUAG
Spirometra erinaceieuropaei is the source of this 913-nucleotide messenger RNA. The record is from the annotation of a GenBank genome assembly. Lineage: Eukaryota; Metazoa; Platyhelminthes; Cestoda; Diphyllobothriidea; Diphyllobothriidae.